AAAUUGCACACGUAACAAACACACAAACACAUUAACAUUGUUGACAACAGCGCCAAUUUACACGCACAUAAAUCACGCAGCAAAUGUCCGUUAACUGAAGCGUCAACAACGCCGCCCUCAUUUACCGCUGUUUUGUCUGAGUCAUGGGCAGCGACGCUUUCGUGGGCGCAGCGCUGCCGCUGCUGCUGCCGCUGCUGCUGCUGCUGCUGCUGCUGCUGCUGCUGAUUUUGUGGCCCGAAAAACAUUCCAGUUCAGGCAGCUAAAAGUAUUGGACGCACGCUCUCUCACACACACACGCACUUAACAAUUAGAAAAAUGUUCGAUUUCAAUUUGGAAUUUGCGCGUGGCGGCGCCUCGUUCACCAGCGAGCUGUUCCAGCUGCUGGCCGCCGGCGGGCUCCAGCAGAACAUUGUCUUCUCGCCGUUCUCCAUACAGGCAUGCCUGGCGCUGGCCUUUGCCGGCGCCCAGGGCGAGACGGCCGACGAGAUAGCCAAGGGCUUGCAUUUUGUGUCCAAUUUCCCGCCGGAGGUGGCGCAAACCUUUCAGUUUGUGCUGCAGAAGUACAAGGACAGCGAGCUGCUGAGGGUGGCCAACAAGCUGUACGUGCAGCAGGGCAAGCAGCUGAAGGCCAGCUACGAGUCGACCAUCAAGUCGGACUACAACUCCGAGGCGGAGUCCAUUAACUUUGCGCUCGGCGCUGCGGCUGCCCAAUCGAUCAACGGCUGGGUGAAUGCCAAGACGGAGGGCAAGAUCACCGAACUGGUCACGGCCGAUAGCUUCGAUGAGAACACGCGCCUGGUGCUGCUCAAUGCCCUGCACUUCAAGGGCAGCUGGGCGCACAAGUUCGAUGAAUCGCGCACAGCCGAGGAUGAUUUCUGGAUAGCCGAGGAGCAGAGCGUCAAGGUCAGCUACAUGAAUCAGAAGGCCAAAUUUGGCUAUGGCUAUUUCGAGGAUCUGGGCUGCACCGCCAUCGAUAUGCCCUACAAGGAUUCCGAUUUGUCCAUGCUGGUGCUUCUGCCGCAGGAGCGCGAGGGCCUCAAGUCGCUGGCCGAUAAGCUAAAGAGCGUCAAUCUGGUGGACCUGGCCGCCAAGCUGGCCGUCGAGGAGGUGACCGUCAAGUUUCCCAAAUUCAAGGUGGACUACUCCAUCGAGCUGGCCGACAAGCUGCAGCAGCUGGGCAUCACGAAAAUGUUCAACGAGGGCGCCGAAUUCGAUAAUCUGCUGGAAUCGCCGGAGGGCAUUUUUGUCUCAAAGGUUGUGCACAAGGCGACCAUUGAGGUGAACGAGGAGGGCACCGAGGCGGCCGCUGCCACCGGCAUCAUCAUGAUGACGCGCAUGAUGCUGAUGCCGCUGCAGUUCCAGGCGGAUCGCCCGUUUUUGUAUGUCAUCUGGAACAAGCGGAAUAUUGUGUUUGCGGGCGCUUUUGUCAAUGCCCCGACUGCCUAAAAUCAUGCAGUAGCCCUUUAAUUUAUUAUUUUGAUAUUGAUUUUCUUUUAAAUAAAAAGCAACGGCACACAAA
Messenger RNA from Drosophila novamexicana, 1519 nucleotides. Its product is annotated as serine protease inhibitor 42Dd. The coding region runs from base 316 to 1446 and encodes 376 amino acids. Gene Ontology annotation, molecular function: serine-type endopeptidase inhibitor activity. The record is from RefSeq and is a predicted model, not a curated record. NCBI's taxonomy places the organism in Eukaryota, Metazoa, Arthropoda, Insecta, Diptera, Drosophilidae. The transcript has 3 exons.